Cylindrotheca closterium is the source of this 888-nucleotide messenger RNA. Lineage: Eukaryota; Bacillariophyta; Bacillariophyceae; Bacillariales; Bacillariaceae. The record is from the annotation of a GenBank genome assembly.
AUGCAUUUCAAGGAACAAUUCUUGAGACAGGCUGAAGUCAUGCAAGAUCUAUAUGGCGUUGCCUGGUUCCGAAAUUUUGCAGUCAAAACGAAAGCGUAUGCUGCUAUUGCUAGCACCGAUACUACUGCUAAAGACAAGUUCAAGGAUGAUAUCUUUGAAGCCGUUCUUGCAACAGGAUUCCUAUGCAACUGUGAUCAAACAAGAACAGCUCCUCUGAUGCUGGAUCUUCAGAGAAACUACUGCAGGGAAGUGGAUUAUUAUCCAAAGACGGUCAGCAAAGCACAAGAUAUGUUGAAGAUUCUCAUGGAUGUGAUCAAGAAUCCGGGAGUGAACCUGUACCAAGGAAAAGACCAGCCAAAUAAAGGUAAAGGUAAAGGGAAGGGUAAACCGAAGGACAAAAAGAAAAAGGCAGCAUGUUAUGUAUGUGGCAAAGAGGAUCAUAUGUCUCCAAAAUGCCCAGACAGACUGCUACCAGAGAGUCAAUGGAAACAUCCGAAACACUAUGUUGAUUACGGGAAGAAGCUCAAUCUUAAGGCAUGUACAAUCGUCAGAGGAACGAUACACAGAUAUCUUGGAAUGACUUUGGAUUUCUUGGUGAAAGGAAAACUCAAGAUCCGCAUGGACGACUAUGUCAAGAACAUGUUGGAAGAUUUCCUAUCAAGUUCAACAAGGAUUCAAAGUAGGAAACACCAGCUGGUAACGAUUUACUGGAGGCUGGGAAAGGAAAGUUACUCAAUGCUGAGUACCGUCAAAUCUUUCAUACUACUGUUGCAAGGGGACUUUAUGUCUUUAAGAGAGCUCGUUUGGAUAUCCAUCCAACGAUUACUAUUCUUGCCUCGAGAGUUCGAGAACCUACAUAGUCUGAUUGGAAGAAGUGUUUUCGCAUGA